Molecule: messenger RNA, 704 nt
Organism: Rhea pennata
Lineage: Eukaryota; Metazoa; Chordata; Aves; Rheiformes; Rheidae
Gene: MIX23
Product: mitochondrial matrix import factor 23
Exons: 5
Coding region: 92-460 (122 amino acids)
Cellular component (GO): mitochondrion; mitochondrial intermembrane space
Source: RefSeq, a predicted model, not a curated record
CCUAGUUCUAGCGGCGGGGGCGGCCCGGCGCGGCGGCGCCUCCGGAAGCAGCUGAAACGAGCUCGCGGCCGUUGGGGAGUUGCUCAGGGUGAUGAGGACGAUCGAUGACAGAAUCGUCCAUGAAUUAAACACUACAAUUCCAACAGCUUCCUUUGUAGGGAAAAUUGAUGCCAGCCAGACAUGUAAAGAGCUCUACCAGUCUCUGAUGGAAGCUCACACCAGCAGAGAGAGAAUCAUCAAAAGCUGCAUUGCUCAGACUUCCAGUGCAGUGAAAGCCCUUAGAGAAGAGAGGGAAAAGGCCCAGGAUGAUAUAGCAUUAUUAAAGCAACUCAGGAAAGAGCAGACAAAGUUGAAAUUGAUGCAGUCGGAACUGAAUGUUGAAGAAGUGGUAAACGACAGAAGCUGGAAGGUAUUUAAUGAACGUUGCCGAAUUCACUACAAGCCUCCAAAGAGCCAAUGAUGUGAGGUGUUUUCUGGCAAAGUGGUCCAUAAUCAUGAACACAAAACUGGAAAGAGACGUUGGGUGAGCUGUAUUGGAACUCUCCAGAACCCAGUAGAACCCAGUCUUGUUUUGUUUUGGACCUACUUAGCUGAAAUCACAAGGUUUAAAUGAUUCUCCUGUAAUUAAGAGAAAACAACUCAUCUUUUGUACAAAAUAUGUGAACAAAUGAGUUUUAUAGUAUUAAAAUAAUUUUCAAAUGGAA